Messenger RNA from Aedes aegypti (yellow fever mosquito), 929 nucleotides. RefSeq names its product putative defense protein 1. Gene Ontology annotation, molecular function: oxidoreductase activity, acting on metal ions. Bases 147 to 650 code for a protein of 167 amino acids. NCBI's taxonomy places the organism in Eukaryota, Metazoa, Arthropoda, Insecta, Diptera, Culicidae. The transcript is spliced from 3 exons. The record is from RefSeq and is a predicted model, not a curated record.
AACAUUUGGAACAACGUUUCAGAACUAGCUUACUGUUCGAUUCUUGAGGAUCAAUUUCAUCUAAUUGUUGAAGUGAAUUCGGGUUCGUUACAUUUUACGAAAAUUAUAUUUUUCGGAUACUGCAUCGAAGCUACGUAGACAAAACGAUGGCCUACCAAUACGCCUGCGUGCUGUUGGCUGUCGCAUUGAUCGCUGCACCAGCCCUCUCUCACCCAGUCGGUGCUCCGUUAGAAGCCUGCACCGACAUGAUGCCACACCAUCUUGCGGAACCGCAGAAAUUGGCUGCCCCGUACAAGAUUCUACUCAACAAGGAACGGGCCGUAUCUGGCGAAAGCGUUACGGUCACAAUACAGGGAAACACUCCACAGGACACAAUCAAGGGUCUGCUCUGCCAGGCUCGUGUCGACGAAACUGCCGUUGGAUCAUUCGACAUUCCGUCUAGCGACGAUUACGUACAAACUCUAGACUGCGGUAACGUUAAAAUGUCGGCCGUCACCCACAAAAGAAUCACCACUGCACCAAACAGCAUUUCCUUUGACUGGGUUGUCCCUGAUGGACUUACCGAGAAUGUUAAGAUGACCUGCACCAUUGUUCAGAGCCUACGUGUUUUCUGGGUUAAGGUGAAGGCUGAUAACUUGAAGGUUAACUAAGCAGUAAAUGGCGUUGUUUGUUAUGCUCAAAUACUAUUUUGGAUUACACACAAAAAAAAACUCUUGGUCCCUUUCACAAAAUAUUUUUUUAAGCUAAAAGGGUUUUUAUCCCUCUUUUUUUCUAUACAUUUUAUUUUAUUUUAAAAUUUCUUUUAGACUUGUCGAUUCAAUAGAAAUCCACAGCUUUAAAAAUAAAUAAAAAAUCCAAGCGUUUAGAUCAAUUACAUGUAUCGUAGCAUUAAAUAACAAAACAGAUGAGUUUAAUAAAUUUUGCAAUAC